AUGUCGAGAUCUGAAACAUCUGUAGUUGUGGAGAAACCACAAACCACAACAAGGAAGAUCACCAAAACCAGCAUCAACACUACAACAUGUAGAAGCAAUGAAAUCUCCACGGCCCGUUGGCUACUGGGCAUGGCCAUGGCGACAACAUUUUGCUGUGUCUACUUUUUUGCACCCAUCUACAUCAUCACUUCCAUCCUCUGUCUAUUGUUUCGAUAUCCCACCAUGGAAGGGUCCUUUGUCAUUGCUGCUCCUCUUAUCUUGUCCAUUCUCUCCAAACCCAAGAAACUCGAUUGUCGAUUCCUAAAGCCCAUGGCAGACUACUUUGACUUUGAAACAGCAUUUGAAUUCACCGAUGCUGAUAUCCGAGAAAUGCUCAAAACCACGGAUAAACGUUUCAUUCUUGCAUCGCAGCCACAUGGUGUGCUUUCUUUCUGUGGAAUUUGUUCUCUCGCCGUUUGUGACCCAGAUAUUGGGCAAAUCAAGACGGCCACCGCCUCGGUCGUGCACCAGACUCCCAUUCUGAAGAAUGUCAUGGGCAUCUUUGGAUUGGUCGAUGCCUCUCGAAAGUCGAUGCAACGUCACUUUCAAAACAAAGGCAUCGAUGGCUGUCUCGUCCUGUACGUGGGUGGCAUUGCCGAACUCUUCAAGAGUAGUCCCGUCGAAGAACGACUCUUCCUGAGUCAACGAAAGGGGUUCAUCAAACUGGCAUUGAAGGAAGGUGUGGACGUGAUUCCGGCCUAUCUCUUUGGCAACACUUCUGUUCUGAGCGUGCUCAAGCAUGGUCCUUUGGCAGACUUGUCCCGAAAACUGCAAGUGAGUCUCACGUACAUGUGGGGCAAGUACUAUUUGCCAAUCCCUAGAGAUGAAAAGUGCCUGUAUGCCCGAGCCAAACCAAUGGGACUUCCACACAUUCCUGACCCUACAGAUGAGGAUGUAGACAAGUGGCACGCGAAAUACUGCGAGGAAGUCAAGCGACUCUUCAACACAUACAAGGAAAAGGUUCCAGCCUACAAGCACAAGAAACUGUACAUUGACUAA
This is a messenger RNA of Seminavis robusta, 1038 nucleotides long. The record is from the annotation of a GenBank genome assembly. Lineage: Eukaryota; Bacillariophyta; Bacillariophyceae; Naviculales; Naviculaceae.